CCAAAAUUGUAAUGAUACGGUAAAGAAACCAAAACUUGCCGUUCAUAUGAACCGCUGCCAGGCCCCAGUUGAUUGUAUUGACUGUAGUACAACAUUCGAUACUCAAACAGCCAAAUCGCAUACUAGCUGUAUGACUGAAGAGCAGAAAUAUCAAAAGAAUUUAUAUCAGAAGCCAAACAAAAGUAAAGAUGUAAAAAUGCAGGAAACUACAGCAGAGGAGCCUGAACCUACACAAGAAAAGAAAAAGAAGAAGUCAAAAGCUGAGAAAGCUGAGAAGACUAACGAGAGUGUAGAAGAUGGAGAAAAGGAGACAAAGAAGCGCAAGAAGUCAAAGAAGAAAUCAGAAGACGAUGACGAUGGCGAUAAGACCAACGAUAAAGACGCAGAAGAGCCAUCAAAGAAAAAGAAGAAGUCAAAGUCAACAGGAGACGAUGACGAAGAGAAGCCAAAGAAGAAGAAGAAGUCAAAACGUGACGAGGCUGAACCAGACGUUGAUACUGACACAAAUGAGGAAAAACCAAAGAAAAAGAAAAAGAAGUCAAAAAAAUCUACUGAUGAUGGCGCUAUAGAUGAUUCGCUAUUCACAGAGGAUGACGUUCGCCAAUCAAUCCGCACGGUAUUGCAAAAUUGCGAGAAGAAUACAAAACUCGUCUUCCCAAAGUUAAUAAUGCUUGUUUUACAAAACCUGAUCGAGCUCAAACAAUCUCAGAAUACCGAUGUUAGUGAAGAAUCUCUCACAGCUGCACAUAGACAAAUCGCAGACUCCGUUCUUCGUUCUUUAUCUUUCGUGAAAUCUGACGAUGACGAUAAGAUGACACUCCAAGUUAACUAAAUUAUCAAUUUAACAAAUACAAUAAUUAUUUAUCAA
This is a messenger RNA of Wallemia mellicola CBS 633.66, 868 nucleotides long. RefSeq lists its product as hypothetical. NCBI's taxonomy places the organism in Eukaryota, Fungi, Basidiomycota, Wallemiomycetes, Wallemiales, Wallemiaceae. The transcript is spliced from 4 exons. The record is from RefSeq and is a predicted model, not a curated record. Bases 47 to 832 code for a protein of 261 amino acids.